This is a messenger RNA of Andrographis paniculata, 1096 nucleotides long. RefSeq names its product auxin-responsive protein IAA26-like. Bases 69 to 686 code for a protein of 205 amino acids. The record is from RefSeq and is a predicted model, not a curated record. Gene Ontology annotation, biological process: regulation of DNA-templated transcription. Gene Ontology annotation, cellular component: nucleus. The transcript has 4 exons. Gene Ontology annotation, molecular function: protein binding. Lineage: Eukaryota; Viridiplantae; Streptophyta; Magnoliopsida; Lamiales; Acanthaceae.
CAUUCACUUUCUGUUGUUUCGAAAAAACACAACCCUAAUUCUGUGUGUGUUUAUGAGACACCCCAACAAUGGAAGAUUAUCCAAGAAAACACGACGACGCCGGCUGUCAUCACUUCUUCGAUUUGGUUCGAAAAGACACAGAAUGGACGAAGACGACGACUGUCAAAGAGGAGGACGACGAAUACGACGACCACGACACAACCUACGGCUCUCCGAAGCUCGACCUCUGUCUUGGCCCUCCAUCUGCAGAUCAUCAUCAAUCUGUCUUCAAACCUCCAUGGCAAAAAAGGACAGCUGCCGGUCCGGUGGUCGGAUGGCCGCCGGUGAGGUCGUUCAGGAAGAAUCUUGCAACCGGAAAUUCAUCCAAAAUGGUGUCUGAAUCAAUUUCCGGCAAGGUUUCCGAUCGAAAAGCCGUGGAAAGCUGCCCGAAAGGGCGGUUCGUUAAGAUCAACAUGGAUGGCAUUCCCAUAGGGAGGAAAGUCGACCUCAAAGCAUACGAUAGCUACGAGAAGCUGUCGUAUGCUGUCGAUGAGCUCUUCCACGGCCUUAUUGCAGCACAAAGGGAUUCCUCGAUUAAGGUCGAGGAUAUGAAGAGAAGCUUAGUUAACAAAAAUGGCGAGUAUACGCUUGUUUACGAGGACAACGAGGGCGAUCGGAUGCUAGUCGGGGAUGUCCCUUGGCAGUGAGAAUCUUGAAUCUUAAUCAAUCCGAGAUGCCUUAUUUGUUCGUUAGCAUGUUCGUCUCCACCGUCAAAAGGCUGCGCGUGCUGCGAAGCUCCGAACUCCCUGCUCUGUCGCGCUCGGGGAAGGACGUGGCUUGAAAUCGGAUGAGCCCGAAUCGAAUUAACCGGGCUGGCGGGAGAUCGAAUCGUUCGAUACAAUAAAGCCCGGAAAUGGUAAAAAUGAUGUCUUUUAAGGUUAAAAAAGUGAUUGAUUUCUUGUAGUUUGGCUUGUAAGAUAGAACUGCGAUUGUAAUUUGUAAUCUUAAUCGAAGUUUUAAGCCCUUUUCUGGGCUGCUGUAAAAUACCAUGAAAGUGUUAAUGUUAUUACAUCAUACAAUCCCAUGAAGAAAUGAAAUAAAAUGGGAUGAUCGACGA